AUGAAUCAUUUCGUGGUCUGUGGGUCACAAUCCGCAAGUAUUUAUUGCAGAAAUGCAGUCCACAAGGCAGGAGGAUGAAGACCACUGUGACUUUCUGUUCAAGAUCAUCCUGACUGGUGACAGUAAUGUGGGAAAGACCUGCGUGAUCCACAGCUUCACGUCUGGGCUCUUCAGUGACAGCCUGCACAACACUAUUGGAGUGGACUUCACCGUUCGCACGAUAGACAUCGAUGGCAUGAGAGUGAAGAUGCAGGUCUGGGACACAGCGGGACAGGAGCGGUUCCGCACCAUCACACAGAGUUACUACCGAAGUGCUCACGGCGCCAUGAUCGCGUACGAUCUGACCCGACGACCCAGCUUUGAGUCUCUGCAGCACUGGAUUCAGGGUGUGGAGCAGUAUGGAGCCGCCAACGUCGUCUUCGUUCUGAUAGGUAAUAAGUGUGACCUGGAGGCACAGCGGCAGGUGCUGUUUGAGGAUGCGUGCACGCUAGCGGAGCGCACAGGUGCGCUGGCGGCGCUCGAGACCUCCGCCAAACAGCAUCACAACAUCAAGGAAGCGUUCGAACUGAUGGCACGGGAACUCAUAGUGCGGUACGGAGGAACAGUCCAUCAGGACAGCCAAUCAGAUUCACCGACUGUUUUCCUGCACUCGGACUCUCAUCCAAUAGAUGGAGAACACCUGGAGAAGAGGUCAUGUGACUGCUGACUGACAAGCUGACCCACAAGUUUUUGAAAUUUUCGUCAUGUUAAAAAUCAGUGUCCUUUGGUGCAAAUAUUGGUGAACUGCUUUCCACCUUAUUUUUAACGUAAGAACGGACGCAGCCGUUUGUAACUUAAAUGUGCGAGGCUUCCGGUGUCAUUCGCUUCAAGUUAUUGAAACAGUCCGUUAUGCUGCUUUAAGUAGUAUUUAGUUAUCAUAUUAUUUUCAUUUAUUAUCAUAAUCAUAAACAGACAAAUAGCUUUCCCGUAAAUUAAUAGUUAGUUAUUUACCUGUAGCACAGGGGUGUCAAACUCAAUUCCUG
Messenger RNA from Sinocyclocheilus grahami, 1022 nucleotides. RefSeq names its product ras-related protein Rab-19-like. The transcript is spliced from 3 exons. Gene Ontology annotation, molecular function: GTP binding; GTPase activity. The record is from RefSeq and is a predicted model, not a curated record. NCBI's taxonomy places the organism in Eukaryota, Metazoa, Chordata, Actinopteri, Cypriniformes, Cyprinidae. Bases 53 to 706 code for a protein of 217 amino acids.